Molecule: messenger RNA, 2315 nt
Organism: Alligator mississippiensis (American alligator)
Lineage: Eukaryota; Metazoa; Chordata; Crocodylia; Alligatoridae
Product: protein transport protein Sec23A-like
Exons: 18
Coding region: 114-2300 (728 amino acids)
Biological process (GO): endoplasmic reticulum to Golgi vesicle-mediated transport; intracellular protein transport; COPII-coated vesicle cargo loading
Cellular component (GO): COPII vesicle coat; endoplasmic reticulum exit site
Molecular function (GO): GTPase activator activity; zinc ion binding
Source: RefSeq, a predicted model, not a curated record
GCCGGCGCUGAGCUGUCCUUUCUGGGCGCGGAGGCUGCUGGGACAGGGCUCACUGGCGGCGGUGGAGUGGCUUGGGUCUGCUCGGCUCGGCUCGGCAGAAUCUGUCUGAUUCCAUGGCGACAUAUCUGGAAUUUAUUCAGCAAAAUGAAGAGCGAGAUGGGGUGCGUUUCAGCUGGAACGUGUGGCCCUCCAGCCGUUUGGAGGCCACAAGAAUGGUUGUGCCCUUGGCGUGUCUGCUGACCCCAUUGAAGGAACGUCCAGACCUGCCGCCUGUACAGUAUGAACCAGUGCUUUGUAGCAGGCCAACUUGCAAAGCAGUACUGAACCCACUUUGUCAAGUGGAUUAUCGAGCCAAGCUCUGGGCUUGUAACUUCUGUUUUCAGAGAAACCAGUUUCCUCCUGCAUAUGCAGGCAUAUCUGAGGUGAAUCAGCCAGCAGAACUUAUGCCUCAGUUUUCCACCAUCGACUACAUUGUUCAGCGGGGUCCUCAGACACCGCUCAUCUUCCUUUAUGUAGUUGACACGUGUUUGGAAGAGGAGGACUUGCAGGCACUGAAGGAAUCCCUGCAGAUGUCCUUGAGCCUAUUGCACCCAGAUGCUCUGGUGGGGCUGAUCACUUUCGGCAGAAUGGUCCAGGUUCAUGAGUUGAGCUGCGAAGGGAUUUCCAAAAGCUAUGUGUUCAGGGGGACCAAAGAUCUGACAGCUAAGCAGAUACAGGAUAUGUUGGGUCUUACAAGGCCAGCUGUCCCUGUUCAGCAGGGAAGACCUCUUCAACCUCAGGAACAGCCAGUUAUUUCAAGCAGGUUUCUGCAGCCUAUACACAAGAUUGACAUGAACCUGACAGAUCUGCUCGGGGAGUUGCAAAGGGACCCAUGGCCAGUGACUCAGGGAAAGAGACCCUUGCGAUCGACUGGAGUAGCUCUAUCGAUUGCUGUUGGUUUAUUGGAGGGCACAUUUCCAAACACAGGGGCCAGAAUAAUGUUGUUUACAGGUGGUCCACCCACACAAGGACCUGGCAUGGUAGUAGGAGAUGAACUGAAAACCCCCAUUCGUUCCUGGCAUGACAUAGAGAAGGAUAAUGCACGGUUCAUGAAAAAGGCCACAAAGCAUUAUGAGACUCUGGCUAAUCGCACUGCAGCCAAUGGUCACUGCAUUGAUAUUUACGCUUGCGCUCUUGAUCAAACUGGCCUUCUGGAGAUGAAGUGUUGUACAAACCUCACUGGGGGUCACAUGGUGAUGGGAGACUCCUUCAACACUUCUCUCUUCAAGCAGACAUUCCAGCGAGUUUUCAGCAAAGAUUUCAAUGGGGAAUUUCGAAUGGCAUUUGGUGCCUCUCUAGACGUGAAGACUUCAAGGGAGCUGAAGAUUGGAGGGGCUAUUGGACCAUGCAUCUCUCUAAAUGCUAAAGGGCCGUGUGUCUCUGAAAAUGAACUUGGUAUUGGAGGAACUUGCCAGUGGAAAAUUUGUAGCCUGGAUCCCAACACAACCCUUGCUAUUUAUUUUGAAGUGGUGAAUCAGCACAAUGCGCCAAUACCUCAGGGUGGCAGAGGUGCUGUGCAGUUUGUCACUCAGUAUCAACACUCCAGCACGCAGAAGCGCAUCCGAGUUACCACGAUAGCCAGAAAUUGGGCAGAUGCACAGAAUCAGCUCCAGCAUAUAGAAGCUGCAUUUGACCAGGAAGCUGCUGCUGUACUAAUGGCACGACUGGGAGUCUACAGAGCAGAAACAGAAGAGGGACCAGAUGUAUUGAGGUGGCUGGACAGACAGCUGAUCAGACUGUGUCAGAAGUUUGGACAAUACAACAAGGAUGAUCCAAAUUCUUUCAGAUUAUCGGAUUCAUUUUCCCUGUAUCCCCAGUUUAUGUUCCAUUUGCGGCGAUCUCCAUUCCUUCAAGUAUUUAAUAACAGCCCAGAUGAAUCUUCCUAUUACCGCCAUCACUUUGCCCGACAAGAUUUGACCCAGUCUCUCAUCAUGAUCCAGCCCAUUCUUUAUUCCUAUUCUUUCUAUGGACCACCUGAGCCUGUGCUCUUGGACAGCAGCAGCAUUCUCGCUGACAGAAUUCUGUUGAUGGAUACUUUCUUCCAGAUUGUUAUCUACCUUGGUGAGACUAUUGCACAGUGGCAGAAAGCUGGCUACCAAGACAUGCCCGAAUAUGAAAACUUCAAGCAUUUGCUGCAAGCCCCUCUGGAUGAUGCCCAGGAAAUCUUGCAGACUCGGUUCCCAAUGCCACGUUAUAUUAACACAGAGCAUGGAGGCAGUCAGGUAAGGCAGAAAUUGUCAGUGAGUGAUUGGUAUGCUUGAAUAAAGGAAAUUCCA